UCUUUUCGGUUUCACUGCCGCAAAAACUAUAAAACCAAAAUACACUUUUCUAAUGCAGUUUUUUAUGCUCUUUCCGAGAAUGAAAUUCUUUUUUUCGAGAAAUGAAAAAUAAAAAAGUUAUGGCCAGUUAAAGAUGGUUAUUUCCUAUGCAUUUAUUAAGAAACUUAAUUUUCAUUUUUUCCUCAGAUAAUAUGGCUAGCGACGAAUAUAGUCUAAAGUGGUUUUGGGAACACCUUCAAUCCAAUGAAAGUACUGUCAACUUUCUGCAGAACCACGGAAUAAUACCGAAAGAGAAAUUGUGCCAGAAACACCAUCCAAUGACCAUAGAUUACAAGAGGUCUUCCUGGAGAUGCCACAAGGGUCGUUGCCGGGAAGAAGUAAACCUACGCAAAAACACGUGGCUAGAAGGAUCUACUUUGCCCAUGAAUAAAAUCAUUGAAUUCAUCUAUGCAUGGACAAAAGAAUACACGAGCAUAAAAUUCUGCAGGGACGAACUGGGUAUUAGCCAUGACGCGGUUGUGGACUACAACAACUAUCUAAGAGAGGUGUGUGCCCAUGAAAUAUUAAACAACCCUGUAAAGAUUGGAGGUCCAAACUGCACCGUGGAAAUUGAUGAAACAGUCUAUGCUAAAAGAAAGUACAAUAAAGGAAGAAUGCUGAAGGAACAGUGGGUGUUUGGAGGCGUUUGUAAAGAAACUAGAGAUGUCUUUCUAUAUGCCGUAGAGCGAAGAGAUCGGAGUACACUGGAGAGCUGCAUCAAGGAAAACAUUCUACCAGGUAGUACGAUCGUUAGCGACAUGUGGAAGGCAUAUGAAAAAAUAGAGGAUAUUUCUGGGUACAACUUUAAGCAUUUAACAGUAAAUCACAGUGAAAACUUUGUAGAUCCUAUCACUGGAGCUCACACACAACAAAUUGAAAGCACCUGGAAUUUGCUGAAACGCCGUAACAAAAGGCACUGUGGAACUAAGCGUGAAAUGAUGGAUGGUUACCUAUGUGAAUUUAUUUGGCGUCGCCGGCAUGAGGGACAAGACUUAUUCAAGGUGGUACUAGAAAAUAUUUCAAAAUUCUAAAUUUUAAAGAUUUUUAUGAAAGGAAAUAAACACCUUUAAAUAGCCAUAACUUUUUUUUUUUUUUAAAAACGUUGUGUUUUUUAAAGAUUUUGUGUUCUUAACAAAUACAUAGGAAAUAAACACCUUUAAAUAGCCAUAACUUUUUUAUUUUUCAUUUCUCGAAAAAGAUAAUUACAUUUUCGGAAAGAGCAUAAAAAACUGCAUUAGAAAAGUGUAUUUUGGUUUCAUAAUUUUUGCGGCAGUCAAACCGAAAA
Molecule: messenger RNA, 1324 nt
Organism: Eriocheir sinensis (Chinese mitten crab)
Lineage: Eukaryota; Metazoa; Arthropoda; Malacostraca; Decapoda; Varunidae
Exons: 2
Coding region: 147-1070 (307 amino acids)
Source: RefSeq, a predicted model, not a curated record